Molecule: messenger RNA, 1125 nt
Organism: Penicillium concentricum
Lineage: Eukaryota; Fungi; Ascomycota; Eurotiomycetes; Eurotiales; Aspergillaceae
Exons: 2
Coding region: 1-1125 (374 amino acids)
Molecular function (GO): iron ion binding; heme binding; oxidoreductase activity, acting on paired donors, with incorporation or reduction of molecular oxygen
Source: RefSeq, a predicted model, not a curated record
AUGUCGACUCAGCCAUCACCAGGAGCUACCAGACAAGGGAGCCUCUUAGGGGCUAUUUUGUUGGCUUUUGUUGGAAUUCAAAUUGUUCUCUUAGCACGGGGACUAUACCAGACCCGAAAGCUUCGAGCACUUGAACGACUGUAUGGCUGCGAGAAGCUCUGCGACGAAAGCGAUUUUCGAUACGACGUAUUCGGUAUAGUGAAAGCAAUAAAACUAGGUUCUCAUUUUCGGCGGCGAACAUCACUCCUCUACACAAAUUCUCUAUUUCAGAGAUAUGGCGAAACGUAUGCUUCCGAUGUCCUCGGCCACCGAUUGAUUUUCACCUGUAGUGCAAAAAACAUCAAGCAUAUGUUGUCCAUAGCGUUUGUCGAUUUCGAUAGUUCUCCCUUGCGAAAACCAUUGUUUGAGUCAAUCACUCCACAUGGCAUUUUCACUCUCGAUGGUGCAGACUGGAAGAGAAGUCGAGGGCAGAUGCGGAAUCGGCUGUCUAACCUCCGAAGUGUCAUUGAUCUAGACUUAUGCGAACAGCACUUCCAGGCCUUUCUUCAACACGUUCCACCAAAUGGCCAGGUCUUUGACGUUCAACGUUGUACUUCUGCUCUCGCUUUGGAUAUGCAGACCCGGUUCUUCCUCGGAGAGUCUGUUGAUGCCCUCAGCUUUACUCAGUCCCAAGAAAAAAAGCAAUUCAUAGAAGAUAUUGAGAUCGUCAAAGAAAUAAUCGUGCGAGACGGGUUUCGUGGUCCACUCCGUCAUUUGAUGCCGAAGCGAGCUUUCCAUAAAUCGUGUUGGAGAGCACGGAAAUAUAUAAUGGCUCAAGCCAGGCGGGAAGUUGAAAGACGAAGCAGCAGUAUCGAAAAGACCAAAGAUGGACAUGCUAGCACUGAUUUCAACAAAUCCGAAGAAAUUUCGUUGUUCGCCGAUCAGGCAAUGAGCAUUGUGUUCGCAAAUGACAGCAUGAGCACCACACUCUCGGGUCUUUUAUUUUGCUUAUCCAAGGACGAACGUAUCGUGAAAAAGCUCCGAGCAAGCAUAAUCGACGCCAUUGGACUCACUCCACCAACGUGGAAUCAGCUUGGAAUGUUGCAUUAUGUUCGCUGGGUACUCCAGGAAGCUUCGAAGUAUUGA